Molecule: messenger RNA, 867 nt
Organism: Colletotrichum abscissum
Lineage: Eukaryota; Fungi; Ascomycota; Sordariomycetes; Glomerellales; Glomerellaceae
Exons: 3
Coding region: 1-867 (288 amino acids)
Cellular component (GO): membrane
Source: RefSeq, a predicted model, not a curated record
AUGGACUCACCAACAGAUAACAGCCCCGGCGAGUUCGUCUUCUACCACUACGACCCUUCUCUUCCGGCAGCAUGCAUCUUCAUCGCCCUCUUCGGCAUUUCAUCCGCGCUGCACCUUUUUCAGAUGAUCAAACUGCGGGCCUGGUACUUUGUUCCAUUCUUGAUUGGCUGCUGCUUUGAAAUCGUGGGCUACAUAGGCCGUGCAUUAUCCGCAACAGAAACCCCGAACUGGUCGACGACCUCGUACACGAUCCAGAGCCUGACGCUCCUUCUCGGGCCCGCGCUCCUUGCUGCGUCUAUCUACAUGGUCCUGGGCCGUCUCAUUCGCUUCCUUGAGGCCGAGCACCUGGCUUUGAUCAGAACAAAGUGGUUGACCAAACUCUUCGUCUUAGGCGACGUGAUUUCUUUCGUGACGCAGGGCGCAGGCGGUGCAAUCCUGUCUAGAGCAAAAUCCCUAUCCGACGUCGACCUUGGGGAGAACAUCAUUAUCGCCGGCCUCGCAGUUCAAAUCCUCUUCUUCGGAGGCUUUAUCGUCGUCACCUGUCUCUUCCACUAUCGCAUCAACCAAAACCCCACUGAUCCCUGCAACUCUGCCUCCUUGCGCUGGAGACCGUUCCUCUGGAUUUUGUAUGGCGCAAGUCUUCUGAUCAUGAUCCGUUCGGUGUUCAGGGUUGCCGAGUACGUAACUGGUAGCAACGGAGCGCUGAUGGCAAGCGAGGUGUACAUUUACGUCUUCGAUGCGGCGCUGAUGUUCCUUGUUGCUGCCGUGUUUAAUGUGUUCCAUCCGGGUACCAUUAUACAGACAGAGAACAAGUUGACGGCCAUCUCAGAGAGUAGCGUGCCUCUUGAUUUGCAGACGUUUACUUAG